UUGCUGUCGAGAUCCCGUAUGCCAUCAUCCCCCGCCGGCCGUCGAAUCCCGAUCCGACUCGGACAGAAGUCCCCAUUACACGACGAACGUCGCGGCAAACCGUACAUUUCAAACAGCAUCAAGACUUCUAAAUACAAUGUCUUCGACUUCCUUCCCCGGCAACUCCUUUAUCAGUUUUCGAGACUCGCCAAUGCCUACAUGCUCGUCAUCUCCAUCUUGCAAAUGAUUCCUGGAUUCAGCACCACUGGCAAAUUUACGACACUUAUUCCCCUUGUCAUCUUCUUGGGACUUAUCAUAUCUAAGGAAGGAUACUACGAUUGGAAGCGACAUCGCCAAGAUGUAGCAGAAAACAACCGACAGGCAAUGGCUCUUCGAAGAUCGAACCCAACCGGGCAUCAGUGGAUGCGCGUCAGCUGGAAAGAUCUCAAGGUCGGAGAUAUUGUCUCACUUUCAAGAGAUGAAGACGUGCCAGCGGACAUGGUUUUGUUGCAUGCUGAUGGACAAGAAGGAGUGGCCUAUGUCGACACAAUGGCCUUGGACGGCGAGACCAGUCUUAAAUCCAAGCAAAGACCGGCAAAGCUUCCUGAUUGUGGUACGAUCGAACAAAUCGCCUCUUCCAAUGCUGAGUUACUUGCCGAGGACCCCAAUGCGGAUCUUUAUCGCUUUGACAGCAAGCUUGCAGUGGACGGCUACACGAUACCACUCACUAUCAACGAAGUUAUUUAUCGAGGGAGUACAAUUCGCAACACGACGAAAGUCAUCGGGGUUAUCAUCAACACAGGAGAGGAAUGCAAGAUCAGGUUGAACUCGAACAAGGAGACAAGACCUAAGCAGCCGGCCUUGGAGAGAAUCACCAACUUCAUUGUCGUGUUCUUGAUGUUCUACGUCCUGAUAAGCUCUGCUGCGACGUCAAUGGGUUAUCUUGCUUGGAAAGGUUCCGAGGAGGACCACGCUUGGUACUUGUCCGGCGCUUCCGUUCCUUUCGCGGACAUCUUUGUCGGCUUCAUCAUAAUGUUCAACAACGUCAUUCCGCUUUCCCUCUAUGUCGGACUUGAGGCCACCAAGCUAGGCCAAAUGACCCUCAUCAGCAACGACUUGGAGAUGUACCACGACGAGACAGAUACCCCUGCAGGGGUCAAUACGACCAACAACCUCGACGACCUUGGCCAGAUCAGCUAUGUCUUUAGUGACAAGACUGGAACCCUGACGGAGAAUAUCAUGAAGCUUCGGAGGCUCAGCAUUGCUGGAACUAGCUGGCUUCAUCAGAUGGACGUACCAGAAAGCUCGACAGCGAGUGCUCACUCGACUUCCAAUUUGACGACUGAGCACAUGCUCGAGUACAUCCGAUCGAAGCCCAACUCCUUUUUCGCUUCUAAAGCCAUGAAGUACAUCUUGGCUAUGUCACUUUGCCAUACCUGUCUUCCGGAGAGAACUGAUGACGGGGAGAUUGACUUUCAAGCUUCUUCUCCUGACGAGUUGGCAUUAGUCAGGGGUGCGCAGGAUCUCGGUUUCCUUGUCACUCGGCGGUCAUCCCAGUCUAUCACGGUGCAGAUACCUCAUGCCGACGGCAACAGCUCUUGCACUGUUUUUGAGAUCUUGGACGUGAUUGAAUUCAGCAGCAAGCGCAAGCGGAUGACUAUAGUUCUUCGUUGUCCGGAUGGGAGAUUGUGGCUUAUCUGCAAGGGGGCUGACUCCAUCAUCUUACCCCGGCUACGCAUGGCUCCUGCAGACAUGAAGAGCACCCGCAACAGCAACGCUGAACCUCUGAAGGGCGUUACCUCAAUGCCAUCACGUUGGAGUUCACGACGGUCGAGACUUCCUGCUGAGACAGUUACUGAGAUAAGAGAGGACGACGACCGCUCAAUUUAUAGUCAAAUGUCAGGAGAUGUCGACGAGUUCGGAAUUCGGCUCCAGCCACAACGGCCGCAGAACAACUUAGCACGCGGUAGACAAAAUGAUCAAUCUCGGUUUGGAUUUUUAGAGGGGUCCUGGAUUGCGGAUGAGACUCGGACCCUUCGCGAGUGUUUCGCUCACAUUGACGACUACGCAACCGAGGGACUGCGCACUUUGGUCUACGCGGACAAGUUCCUCGACCCCGGAGAGUACAAUAACUGGAAACACCUCCACCACGAAGCCGAGACCAGCCUCGUGAACCGUCAAGAGCGCAUCGAGGAGGUGAGCGAGCUGCUAGAGCAGUCUCUUGAUCUUGUGGGAGCUUCUGCAGUGGAGGACAAGUUGCAGACUGGGGUACCGGAAACGAUUGAGAAGCUACGGCAAGCUAGGAUUAAGAUUUGGAUGCUUACUGGCGACAAGCGAGAGACGGCCAUCAACAUCGCUCAUUCGACACGAAUCGUUGGUCCCGAUACUUCUCUUUUCGUACUAGACGUUGAGAAAGGCGAUCUUGAGUUGCAACUUACCGGCGUUGCGGACGAGGUCCAAUAUGGUCUCCCGCAGGUGUAUUCUGACCCGACUCGCUCGCACACGGCAAUAGUGAUCGACGGCGAGACUUUGACUGCAAUCGAAGACCCAUCCGCGAUUCGACUCCGCCAUUUGUUUGUCACAAUGAUGACCAAGGUCGACUCUGUUAUAUGCUGCCGUGCAUCGCCUGCCCAGAAAGCCCUGCUCGUUACUGAAAUUGGCAAAGGCCCACAGAAGAAGUCACGAUGGUAUAGUUGGCUUAGUCCGACCACAAAUAAGCCCUUGACUCUUGCUAUCGGCGACGGUGCCAACGACCUGGCUAUGAUCUCUGCUGCCAACGUCGGUGUUGGUAUCUCUGGCAGAGAGGGUCAACAGGCCGGUCGUGUCGCGGACUUUAGCAUCUCUCAGUUCCGAUAUCUGUCUCGGCUGGUACUUGUUCAUGGCCGUUGGAACUACUACCGCACGACACGUUUCAUCUUGGCCACGUUCUGGAAGGAGACCUUUUUCUACCUCCCGCAGGCACUCUUUCAAGAGCAGACCGGGGCCACGGGCACGAGUUUGUACGAACCAGGAAGUCUUACUUUUGUGAGUUUCUUCACUGCGGCUUGCAUUCUCGUUAUCGGAACUUGGGAACAAGAUCUCCACUCGCGCACUCUGACUGUGGUCCCGGAGCUGUUCAAGUAUGGACAAAAUGCUGAGGGUCUGAAUAUGUCGGUGUACUUUAGCUGGUUCAGUAACGCAAUGAUUUCUGGACUCAUUGUCUAUGCGGGUGCCUGGGCGGGUUACACGGACUCUGAAAUGAUUGACGAUGACGGGCUGUAUGCGCAAGGAUUGCUGACAUUUGCGCUUUGUGGGGUUUGGGUCAACAUCAAGUUACUGGUAAUUGAGCUACACUACAAAACCAGAGUCGCCCUCUGGUCAAUCGUCGGCAGUAUGGCGGUACUGUGGGCCUAUCUGCUUAUAGCGGGUGCCAUCUCUUCACCAAGCGCGGGCCCAUAUUCCGUUCGCGGGGGACUGAUUUCACAAUUUGGCAGGGAUCCAGCAUGGUGGUCUACGCUUGUUAUGGUGCUGUGUGCACUGCUUCUGAUGGAGAUGGCUACGAAGGCACUGAGGCAGAGCCACGUCUUGCGAGCUUGGCUGUCGAGGUGUUGGUCUUCGAGUGAAAGAGUGGAUGGCAAGGGGGGUGGUGUCAGGGAGGGCUUCAACGACUGGGAGCCUCGUCUUUGGCAGGAAAUGGAGAGAGAUGCGAGUGUGAAGAGAAUUUUGCAUGGUCUCAGCAGAUAAUGAUGAGGGUGGACUCGUGGGUAGUAGCUACCAUCUUUUGAAAACAACCAGCACCAUGUAGACUUGAAUUGAGGUG
This is a messenger RNA of Colletotrichum acutatum, 3778 nucleotides long. RefSeq lists its product as uncharacterized. Gene Ontology annotation, cellular component: plasma membrane. Gene Ontology annotation, biological process: endocytic recycling; post-Golgi vesicle-mediated transport; phospholipid translocation. The record is from RefSeq and is a predicted model, not a curated record. Bases 19 to 3702 code for a protein of 1227 amino acids. NCBI's taxonomy places the organism in Eukaryota, Fungi, Ascomycota, Sordariomycetes, Glomerellales, Glomerellaceae. The transcript is spliced from 3 exons. Gene Ontology annotation, molecular function: magnesium ion binding; ATPase-coupled intramembrane lipid carrier activity; ATP binding.